Messenger RNA from Letharia columbiana, 1590 nucleotides. RefSeq lists its product as uncharacterized. The record is from RefSeq and is a predicted model, not a curated record. The transcript has a single exon. Lineage: Eukaryota; Fungi; Ascomycota; Lecanoromycetes; Lecanorales; Parmeliaceae. Bases 1 to 1590 code for a protein of 529 amino acids.
AUGACGAUCAAAGACCAAUCCAGCGAUCGUAUCGUCCCACAGGUCAAUGCAUAUGUGCUGACGCUUCGACAAAACGCCGCUUGUCCAAAUUUACCAAGCUGGACUGAUAGUCAACGCAUCAACUCCACUAUGAAUGCCUGGUUUCCAAAUAUCAAGAACCUGCAGGGGAAGGCGGACGUUCCCGUGAGGGACAAGGAGUCUCGCAUGCUACUUCGCUCCUUGUUGGGCCUCGUGCAGCAAUCAAUAGGCCAGGUCGGGGCGGAUGUUAGCGUCACGCGACCAGGCAGGUCAUCCGUGGAAUUCCUUGUCAGCCCAAAAUUGCAACUCAACAUCAUACCAAAGCAUGAAGAUCAUCCCUCAACAAACCAUUGCGAGCAAUCACGAGCGCAGCUACUGCGGACCGUACUUCCGAUGCUGCAAAAGAUGGGAAUCGAUUUUGUACGGCGUAUGCAUGACAUCAAAGCAACUAGCGCCACCAACGACUGGAUGUCUGAUCCUGAAUUAGUCGCUCUGCAGACCAAACUCACACAACUACUCGACGGACUCCCGCGAGAACUGCAAUUUGACUGGCCCAAAGACGAUGCUCCACCCUGGUUGUUUAGCCAUUCAAUGGAGAGACACAUACCCGUUGUACCCUUAGCAUCAUCAUUCGCCACAGACCCCAACAAUCGACCUCAAGCGCUUUAUCUUCCAGCAACUAUAAAAGCCACACGUUGGGGUUGGAACCGCGAUAUCGUCAAUGACGAUGACGAUGACAAUAAAGACGGCAGAGAGUGGACCCAUCGCCCCAACACCAUAGGUGCGGAAGCUCCUCUGUUUCUUGGCGCAACGAAUACCGGAUGCGUGCGCGAAGCAGCAAGUGCAACCGUGGAGAUGCAUGCACCACCUGAGUUUCAAAAAAGGAAGAAGAUCGCCAAACACGCACCACCAGUACAAACCACGGACGGACCGAGGAGAUACCAUGUGAACCAGGAAUUGGCCAGGGUCGAGACCGUAGACUCCGCUAUGCUCGGCAAAGAUCACACCGGUAACGACAGAAGUCACCGGACGACCUACCCCCAGAAUCAUCACACCGAUCAACAUCCCCACGACCCGGACCCGAUUCAGGAUUCCUCCUCGAGCGAGACAUCGAGCCCUUACCGAGCAGACGGUCGCGCAUACUUGGCCCACGACCCUUAUACCCACGCGCGAGACGUCAUCAUGGACACAACCACCGAUCCAUCCAUCACAACCAACGAGACCAGCGUCUCCGACCCGAAACCGUCGCACACAGGACCCGAUCCGUCAGGAGCAAAGCGCCGAAGCAAGAAGGAGCUCCCCGGAGGAAGAUACCAUUCAGGAUCCGCCCAUGGAGCCGGAGACAUUACAAACCGGGGUGCGAAUCACAGCCGCCGGAGACAAAACUUGAUAAGCGAGGUGCGAUCCACCAGCACUCGAGGACGCAAAACACAAUCCUUUCACAGGGGCGAUCUCUUCUGCACGGACGACGGGAUUGAAUCCCGGCAUCCGACCGAAGUCGUACGAAGAACCGCUGGCCAAGUAGCAGGCCCUUGGAGAAGAGAAGGGUGGGGAAGAGGAGGGCUGUCAUGA